Molecule: messenger RNA, 1113 nt
Organism: Dicentrarchus labrax (European seabass)
Lineage: Eukaryota; Metazoa; Chordata; Actinopteri; Moronidae
Gene: dnase1
Product: deoxyribonuclease I
Exons: 9
Coding region: 122-979 (285 amino acids)
Biological process (GO): DNA catabolic process
Cellular component (GO): nucleus
Molecular function (GO): DNA nuclease activity
Source: RefSeq, a predicted model, not a curated record
AAAACACUAUUGGUGGUUCUGCUUACAAGUUGUAGCCUCCGGGGAGAAUCACACAAGCAGGCCUCUGUGCUCUGCUCACAACAGGCCCCUAUCCUUCCCCGCACAGACUCACAGAAGCAGGAUGCGUUUGGUGUGUGCUUUGGGCCUUUUUCUGGCCCUGCUGCAUCUUUCUUCCUCUCUGCUGUUGGGAGCCUUCAACAUCAAGUCAUUUGGAGACAAGAAAUCCUCCAAUGCAACUCUGAUGAACAUCAUCAGCACGAUUGUCCACCGCUAUGACAUCAUUCUGAUCCAGGAGGUCAGAGACAGCGAUCUGUCAGCGACCAAAAAACUCAUGGAGCAUGUCAACAAAGGUUCUCCUCAGUUCAGGUACAGUCACAUCGUCAGUGAGCCACUAGGUCGCAGCUCCUACAAGGAGAGAUAUCUCUUCCUCUACAGAGAGCAGACGGUGUCUGUGGUUAAAAACUACACCUACGAUGACGGCUGUGAGGCCUGCGGGACGGACACCUUCAGCAGAGAGCCCUUCGUUGUCAUGUUCUCGUCCAAAUACACCGCUGUGAAGGACUUUGUUCUGAUCCCCCAGCACACCUCUCCAGACUCUGCUGUGAAGGAAGUGAAUGCUCUCUAUGAUGUGGUGGCUGAUGUCCGCACCCGCUGGGACACCAACGACAUCAUGCUGCUGGGAGACUUCAACGCUGGCUGCAGCUAUGUAACAGGCUCUGAAUGGCAGAAGAUCCGCCUCUUCACCGACAAGAGCUUCCACUGGCUGAUCGCCGAUGAGGCCGACACCACAGUGUCACACACUAACUGCCCUUAUGACAGGAUUGUGGUCACCACUGACAUGAUGAAGGGAGUGGUGCAGGGCAGCGCCAAGGUCUACAACUACAUGAUGGAUUUGAAUCUCAGCCACAGUCUGGCAUUGGCCGUCAGUGACCAUUUCCCUGUGGAGGUGAAGCUGAUUGGCCAGGCUGCUGCUGCCUGAAUCACGACUCCCACAACCCUUGCACAGGACCCUAGGCUGAAUCUGACUUACACUACCCAGCAGGGGAACUCUGGCUAUCCAUGCAGCCAUGAAUUAAUAAUAAUUUUAAUAAUUCAAUAAACAAAUCUACCAAA